CGCACGAGGAAAACAGAAUAGAAGCGGAGUGAGGCAGCGAGCGCCCUCGAUCGUUUCCUUGUUCGCUUUCUAAGUCAUCGAAGAACCGUUUCUUUUAGAUCAACAGCCGAAUGGAUAAAGGUGGGAUGGACGCGGCGCCUCCUCCACCUCCUCGAUCCCCUGCAUCUCUCAGGUGGUCGAUCCUCCGCAAGUCGCUCCUCCGUCGUCCCUCUGCCGCACCAGAUGAUCCCUCGGAAGUGAACACCAAGAACGUAUCCAGGAAAAGAGGUGGUGUCUUUAACCUGAUCCCGUGUCACCCGGUUGACGAUAGCGAUUCAGUGGAAGUCGUAGAAGCUACCCUGCGGGCGAAAGAUCUCGUCGGUCCACGUGAUGUCUGCACACGCUACAAAUUACCUUUGGAGAAUGGUCCUGGACUUGUUAUGAUCCAAAGAAUGGAGGAUUGUGUUGACCUAAAUGAUUUUGAGAUCUCCACUAGAUUUGAUAUCGACACCACGGGGUUAGUUUGUAGUUGGCCUUCAGAAGAUGUUCUUGCUUAUUUUUGCGUAAAUCAUCCUUUUAUGUUCCGGUCCAAAAGAGUGAUUGAACUUGGAUCAGGUUAUGGGUUAGCUGGAUUGGCUAUUGCUGCAAGUUCAGAUGCUCAAGAGGUGGUAAUUUCUGAUGGGAACCCAAAUGUUGUUGAUUAUAUUCAGCAUAACAUAAGUCUCAAUGCUCAAGUUUUUGGAGCUACAAAAGUACAAUCAAUGAUCUUGCAUUGGAAUCAGGAUCUAGUUUCUGAUGUGUUGAGUUCCUUUGAUGUUGUUGUUGCAAGUGACUGCACUUUCUUCAAGCAAUUUCACGAAAGCCUUGCGUGUACAGUCAAGUCUCUCUUGAAACGUUCAGAGGUCUCUGAAGCCAUUUUUCUGAGUCCUAAGAGAGAGUUGGAUGUGCAGAGUUCUAGCACCAGGAGAUAAAGUUUUGGAAAGUCAGGACUAAACAGGCAAAGAUUGGCAGACAAACCAUUUCCAAGCAUCAUGAUGCUUCAACCAGGACCAACUUCUGAGACAUCCAUGAUGAUGCAGCAAUCAAUAAUUCCUAGGUCACUGUUCCAGACAAUUAGCUCAGGGACUGAAACCUUAAACCCAUAAGAAUUGCUUCUGCCAGAGAAAUUUCUUUUGGAACAAAAGUUGCUGCCUUAACAUGGUUGGCCACAUGAGAAUGUGCCUUUUCCUGCACUAAUAUUCCCAGGACCUGGUCUUCAGUGCAUGACUUGCCAUUUCUAUAGAUUAUUGUGCUACUAUGGUCGUUCCAGUCUUUGUCCUUUGUCCUAUUGCCUCCACCUGCUACACCACAGUAAUGAGUGGCUUUCAAACACUUGGGAAUCUGAUGCAUUCAUACCAGCCAUGAAGGUCAGGCAAGAACCAGAUACCAGGAAUUUAUGUAGCCAUAUCUUGGAAUAUUGUUUGGCCUUAUUAAACUAUGAGAGAGAGACAGAGAGAGAGCUGUUGUAUCAAAGUGAUUUGUCCUUUGCACCAAAAGAAUCCAUUCAUCAAUCUCUUUUUCCACUUGCCACCUCAGGUUGUUUGGGCUUUUAAAGGCACAACACAUUGACAAGGGG
Messenger RNA from Musa acuminata subsp. malaccensis (wild Malaysian banana), 1594 nucleotides. Lineage: Eukaryota; Viridiplantae; Streptophyta; Magnoliopsida; Zingiberales; Musaceae. The record is from RefSeq and is a predicted model, not a curated record.